This is a messenger RNA of Pocillopora damicornis (cauliflower coral), 1090 nucleotides long. RefSeq lists its product as uncharacterized. The record is from RefSeq and is a predicted model, not a curated record. NCBI's taxonomy places the organism in Eukaryota, Metazoa, Cnidaria, Anthozoa, Scleractinia, Pocilloporidae.
CACCCCUACUCCUCAGCAAGUGCGUCUGGCAAACAAUGUUUUAAAACUCUGCUCAGUCCCCUCGCCAACACAUUUCUCCCCGUUUCGCUAUUGUACCUUUCAACACAAAGUUUUGGUGUGUAAAGCUAAGAGGACUGAGUACAAAUAACACACGACUGAGGUGGCAUUGCAGCUGAACAACUUUGCACUGUUUAGAGACGCAUUUUGCGAACAUACAUAACUUCCCAACACUAACAAACAGAAUACGUUCUCUCAAAGUGCUUUACACACCACGCAGUUGAACAAGCUUCAUUUCAUUUUAGUUUAAACUUGAUGUUUUAAAAUACUUAUCCCCGCUUUGCAGUCCUUGAGUAAACUGCAAAACAUACCACUUCAGGGUUUUUCUCGAAAACUUUAAAAGCAGGGCACAAGGGUCUCUAGUCACAAUUUGUUUCAUCAAGACUAUAGCCUCUCAGUUGUGAGCGAUUCUUCCAUUCACUCAAACUCAAGCCAUGAAGAUCUUUAUUUUGCUGAGCCUUUCUGUCACUCUCACUUUGGGAUGUUCAAAUCUUCCUGAACUUGCAGCUUGCAACAGAGAGGGGGGGGACUGCAGCUGUCAAACCGGCUUGUCCUGUGUUCUGACCAAAAAGUUGAUCUACCAAGGACAAAUGACAGACGUCAAACAGUGCAUGCCAGAGGGGAUGGAGAUUGAAGUGGAAACAGUCGAUCUUGACGAGGAAGGUGCCGUUACUCACAUGAAGAAGAAACGCUUUUUGUUUAAUGGACUCCUUAAGAGAUGCACAACUCAAACUGACUGCGGAGAAGACCAGUGUUGUUUGUUCAACAAAAGGUGCGCUCCAAAACUUCGGAAGUACUUCACAUGUUAUUUAACGCACCUUCACAAGUGCGGUUGCCUUGAUGGCCUGGUUUGUACCGAAACAGCCUCCUUCACCAUUCCUCUGACUGGGAUCAGGGUUGCCCUGAGGCAGUGCAUGUAACUCGUACCAGCCUCUUGAUCGAAACAAAGUAAUCAUCAGAUGGGAAGACAAAACUAGACAUGUAACGCUUAGAAGCAUUUAAGUGAAUGAAAUAAAGAAAGUCUUCAAAAUGA